This is a messenger RNA of Lytechinus variegatus (green sea urchin), 2632 nucleotides long. RefSeq lists its product as uncharacterized. The transcript is spliced from 7 exons. Bases 208 to 1482 code for a protein of 424 amino acids. The record is from RefSeq and is a predicted model, not a curated record. Lineage: Eukaryota; Metazoa; Echinodermata; Echinoidea; Temnopleuroida; Toxopneustidae.
UAUUACAAGCCAAUGUGAAAAUUUAGUCGAAGCCAAAGUACCGUCAGGUUCUGGUUCAGGAUCAAGAUACUGGAAGAAAAAAAUCCCUGUAGUUGGGCUUCUUGUUCUGUUCCGUCAUCAUCAUAGUUUUGGACCGUACUUCUUUUUGAGCUGAGUCAGAUAGGGCGGCCGAUCCUAGUUUGACCCUCAUCCAAGCCGUCAUCCAGCAUGACUACUAUUGAAAGUGACUUUCAAAAGCUGAAUUUGAACGACCAAUCAGCAAAGGGAAAACAGAACAUGCUUCCAUCCAAGAGCAACAAAAUGGAGACAGAUCAACCUGGAGUGGAUACCCCUGACUCCUGUCCCAGCAAGCCAGCAUCAGUACCAGAUGUACUUAUGCCAGGACAUACUUUAAAGGGCAGCAUGGUUCAAGGAGUUCCUACUCAACAAAAUGAACUGCCCAAGACAGAUGACCAAAAAUGUCUUGAGAUGGAGACAUCAGAGGAUAGUGUGGAUGCAGUGCCUUCAAGCAAACCUAGAGCAAGGGUGUCGGCAAUGCCGCAAGCCAAUCUGCCUGUACCGCAGCAGGAAACUGGUGCUACAGCUGCUUCUGGUUCAGGUGCUGUUCCUAGAAGUGAACCCCAAACUCAGGAAAGUCAAGGAGCUCAAGAGUACGCUGCUCAACAAGCACCAGACCUUGAAGGAGAAAAAGAUUUGAUACUCUAUGAAUUAGCAGAUCAACUUGCUGGAAGCUGUGGCCUCAGGAAAUUAGCACUCCCACUACGAAUCAGGGAAAAUGAGGUUGCGCAAAUUGAAUUUGGCUCUCAAGGUUCAGUUGUAGCGCAGUUUUACAAGGUUUUCCAGCUGUUCUCCUCGAGAGUGCCAGGUUCACAGUUGUUCAAACAGUUGCUGGAGGUACUGACUAGAGCUGAUCAGAGGUCUGCUGCAUCCUGGCUAUGGAAUAGAAUUGGACAAAGUGAGCCAGAGCCAUUAUUGCAUGGUAGUGAGUCCAGUCCCAUCUCCGACGCCAUACCCCAGACAGAGACAAGACAAGGAAACGUCAACAGUGAAUUCUACGAUGUCUUUCUCUUCCACACUGGCAAAAGCGAUGGCACAGAGAAAUUCCAGAGAAUGUGCAAGCGGCAUGGGUGGACUUUGAAAAGCUCCGACACCAUUCCAGCUGCUGCCCCUGUCCAUGCUGCCAUUGAGAAAAUUCUAAAUACCUCAACGCAUCUGGUCCUGAUAAUCACAGAGAGUGACUGCAUUAACUACAAAAAAGGAGAAAUGUGUAUGACAGUGGAGAUGGCUCUACAACUGGCUUACAAUCACGACACGUUGUCAGGAAAAGUCCUUCCCAUACGGUGUUGCAAUAAGAGGAGCUUACCCCUCGUUUUGCAGGCCUUGACCGGUGCACAUAUAGAUGACGAAAGCUUUGAGAAUCGGAUGAUUGCAACCAUCAAUACCAAAACAAGGGAAGCAAGGAUGAGUGAAAUGCAAGACUAAAUGAAUGUCUUACAUGGGCGCGUGUAGGUAUAGUGGUUCUGACUCUAGCCUUUCAAACAUGGUUGUGCGUUUGAAUCCUAGCCAUGGCGUGUUUUCCUUCAGCAAGAAAUUUAUCCACACUGUGUGCUGCACUAAACCCAGGUGAGGUCAAUGGGUACCUGGCAGGAUUAAUUCAUUGCAUGCACUGAGCGCCGGUGAUGGUAGCUCGAGCGAAAGCCGGGGUAUUAAUAGCGAGUGCUUUGUAUCCUCUGGCAAAAAGCGCUAUAUAAAUCCAGUUAUUAUUAUUGUUAUUAUUACGUUGGGGAGGAAUCGAACAAAAAGAAACACAAAAAAGAAAGAAAGAUCAAGACCCAUCUAAACUGGAAAUCAGGAAUGUAUUCAAGGCUGGUUUUUCUGAGACACAAGGUGGAUGGAGGACUUGGAGAAUACCUUCUCCUAUAGACUCAUUACAUUUAACUUGGCUGAGGCCAAGGCCGACAAAAUGUAGCGUCAAGGCCGGCCUUUACUAAAUCCCUGCCUCAAAUUGGCAAUUAAGAGAGUACGUUAUGACGCACUAUGAUUGUAGAGAGAACUCCCCCAUUUGUCAUGUAUAUAUUCCCGCUUGAAAUGAUCAGGAAUCUGUUGUUCACUCCUAGCCAUGUUUUCGUAUAAUCUGUUCUUUCCUGUUUUGAUAAAGAAAAAUAACAUAAUGACUAAAAUUAACAUCUGCAUUUUUAGUUGAUUGUGUAUAAAACUUAAAAGAGCCGGGUUAUUUGGACCCAUCUCACAGCAGGGGAGGGGCGGAUUUCUCCCCCCUGAGAUCUUGGCCUUUGAUCGCGCGAGUGCCGCAAAAAUUUGAACAGUGAUAGUAUGCGAUAUAAUGUAUAAGGCUGUAUGGUUAAAUUUUUUUUAAAUAAUAGGAUUUUUCAUUUAAUGAAUCAAUUAUGCUAAUUUAUUCAUGAAAUAAAACAUUUGCUCUAAUCAACUAUUACACUGCCUCAAAACUGCAAAUUUUUUAUUCACGGAAUCUUUGUAGGAUCCCCAUCAAAUGUACUUCAAACAAAAUUUGUUAUCGCAAAUUGUUUUAACUUUGAUCAUAACCAAGACAAAAUCAAUCAAAUUUAAUCAAUAAUAGUAGAAAUAAUGAUACAUUUAUUAAUUUUGGCUAAGU